This is a messenger RNA of Ipomoea nil (Japanese morning glory), 2438 nucleotides long. Its product is annotated as phytoene dehydrogenase, chloroplastic/chromoplastic. Gene Ontology annotation, cellular component: chloroplast thylakoid. The transcript has 15 exons. Bases 365 to 2083 code for a protein of 572 amino acids. NCBI's taxonomy places the organism in Eukaryota, Viridiplantae, Streptophyta, Magnoliopsida, Solanales, Convolvulaceae. Gene Ontology annotation, biological process: carotenoid biosynthetic process. The record is from RefSeq and is a predicted model, not a curated record. Gene Ontology annotation, molecular function: phytoene dehydrogenase activity.
CCAACAUCAGAAGUGGCCAAACCACCAUCUUACGUUGCAUAAACAAAAUCCAUUUAUUUUAAUCAUAUAAAAGGCCGGGCAAAGUUCCUUUCCGGCAUUCACUAUUUUCAUUUUCAGCUAUAUGCCAAACUUCCAUAGUCUCCAACCUCUUUUCUGCACCCAUUUCCUUCUUCAUUUAUCAUCUUCUUUAUAAAAUUUGACAAAGAUUAGCUUCAAUUCAAAUCCCAUUUUGCAGUUUAUAGAAAUUUUCCUGCUGUUCUUUCCCUCAAAAAGGAUUAGUGGUGUGUGAGCAAUGUUGAAUUGAUACUCUUGAAGAAUUAUAGUUUCCCAAAGUGAUCGCGUUUUUAGUAUAGGAUUUGGCAAAAUGUCCCACAUUGGACAUGUUUCUGCUGUUAGCUUGGCGUCUUCCUCUAGAGUUGGUUGUCGUGUUGGUUCAGCAGAAGUAAAUGCGCUAUCAUUUGGAGCGAGCUACUCAAUGGGCUCUAAAUUGAGGAUUCCUACUAGCAAUGGUGUUAUGCCCAAAUUAGGGAGGGGGUACCGCCCUUUGAAGGUAGUUUGCAUGGACUAUCCGAGGCCAGAACUUGAGAAUACUGUUAACUAUAUCGAAGCUGCUUACCUGUCCUCUUCAUUUCGUUCUGCUCCACGUCCAAGUAAACCAUUGGAAGUUGUUAUUGCUGGUGCCGGUUUGGCUGGGUUGUCUACUGCAAAAUAUUUAGCAGAUGCGGGCCACAAGCCAAUACUGCUGGAGGCACGAGAUGUGCUGGGAGGAAAGGUAGCUGCAUGGAAAGAUGACGACGGAGACUGGUAUGAGACUGGCUUACACAUAUUCUUUGGGGCAUACCCGAAUAUGCAGAACCUGUUUGGAGAGCUAGGCAUCAAUGAUCGCUUGCAGUGGAAGGAACAUUCUAUGAUAUUUGCGAUGCCAAACAAACCAGGAGAGUUCAGCCGAUUUGAUUUCCCUGAAGUUUUACCAUCUCCAUUUAACGGGGUGUGGGCCAUCCUAAGGAAUAACGAAAUGCUUACGUGGCCGGAGAAAGUGAAGUUUGCUAUUGGUCUGUUGCCAGCAAUGCUUGGUGGGCAGUCUUAUGUUGAAGCUCAAGAUGGGAUAUCCGUUAAGGACUGGAUGAGAAAGCAGGGCAUACCUGACAGGGUGACCAAUGAGGUGUUCAUUGCCAUGUCAAAGGCUCUGAAUUUCAUUAAUCCGGAUGAACUUUCGAUGCAGUGCAUAUUGAUUGCUUUGAACAGAUUUCUUCAGGAGAAACAUGGUUCAAAAAUGGCAUUUUUAGACGGAAAUCCGCCAGAAAGGCUUUGCUUGCCGAUUGUUGAACAUAUCAAGUCACGAGGCGGUAAAGUCCAACUUAACUCGCGUAUAAAUAAAAUCGAGCGGAAUGAAGAUGGAAGUGUCAAGAGUUUUCUUCUAAGUAAUGGAACUGUUAUUCAAGGAGAUGCUUUUGUGUUCGCUACGCCUGUUGAUAUCCUGAAGCUUCUUUUGCCCGAGGACUGGAAAGAGAUCCCAUAUUUCAAAAAGCUGGAGAAAUUAGUUGGAGUUCCCGUAAUAAAUGUUCAUAUAUGGUUUGACAGAAAACUGAAGAACACAUAUGAUCAUCUCCUCUUUAGCAGAAGCUCACUUCUGAGUGUGUAUGCUGACAUGUCAGUAACAUGCAAGGAAUAUUACAACCCCAAUCAGUCUAUGUUGGAGUUGGUGUUCGCUCCUGCAGAAGAAUGGGUGUCACGAAGCGACUCAGAAAUUAUUGAAGCUACGAUGAAGGAGCUAGCCAAAUUGUUUCCCGACGAAAUUUCAGCUGACCAGAGCAAAGCAAAAAUAGUGAAGUACCAUGUUGUCAAAACUCCAAGGUCCGUGUACAAAACUGUGCCAGGAUGUGAGCCGUGUCGCCCCUUGCAAAAAUCCCCCAUAGAGGGAUUCUAUUUAGCGGGCGACUACACGAAACAGAAGUACUUGGCUUCAAUGGAAGGCGCUGUUCUAUCCGGGAAGCUUUGUGCACAGGCAAUUGCAAAGGAUUACGAGUCACUCCUUGCUCGACAGCAGAAAAUGGUGGCCGAGGCAAGCGCAAACAUGAGUUGAAAAGGAACUUAACCUGUUCUAAUGUACACUAGAAUCACGGGGGAGGUCGAUGAAGCAAGUUAUUUAGGUAGAUUGUGUACAGCACUGCAUAUACCAAGAACACACCAAAAUUGAGAAGAAGAUGCAAUGUGUAACCUGGUAAAAGGGCAAGCAAGGAAACAUCUGAAUUCAUGUAAAGCUGAUACCAUGUUUGUUGAUGUUGUUAAGAAUUUUCAAGGUCCACUAAGUAGCAAUCCAUCCUGUUUACCUCUGGUAUAGCAGUACUAUUGUUGUAUGAUGUUUACCCAUUCUAGAGAUGUCAAACGGACGGGCUUAGGUCGGUCCAAUCUGGCUUGCCAUUGGCUCGUUUAUAAAA